This is a messenger RNA of Camellia sinensis, 927 nucleotides long. Lineage: Eukaryota; Viridiplantae; Streptophyta; Magnoliopsida; Ericales; Theaceae. The record is from RefSeq and is a predicted model, not a curated record.
AUGGCUGAUAAAGUGAUUGAUGAAGUAAAUUCAUGGGUUGAAAAUGAAACCAAGGGACUCAUCAAGGACCUCUUUCGUCCUGGAUCUACAAAUGGUGACACUGCACUCCUCUUUGCAAAUGCCCUCUACUUCAAAGGAAAAUGGGAUCGAAAAUUCGAUAAAAAACUAACAAGAAACAUGAAAUUUCAUCUUCUCAAUGGAAAGACUGUUCGCGUUCCCUUAAUGACAAGAGAAAAAUUUAAACACCAUCAUCUAUAUGGAUCAUUCGAUGGAUACAAAAUCCUCAGUAUUCCUUACCAAAGUAGUCAAUUCUAUAUGUACUUUUUUCUUCCAGAUGAUACAAAUGGCUUGCCUACACUAGUAAAGAGACUCAAUUCCAACCCUGGAUUCAUGAAUCAAGAAUUUAAGUUGUGGGAAGAGGAAGUUCUUGAAUUAUGGAUCCCAAGAUUCAAAUUCUCAUUCGAGUUUGAAGCUUCAGAGACAAUUAAGGAAAUGGGGUUGGAACUACCUUUCAUGGAUGUUGGUAAAUUGACUGAGAUGGUGGUAGACGGGGGCGAAGGCGAUGAACUUGGUGGUGGUCUUUAUCUAUCCAAAGUUUUUCAUAAGUCAUGUAUUGAAGUGAAUGAGGAAGGCACAGAAGCAGGUAAAAGGAUUCCAACUCCAAGGUUUGUAGCAGAUCACCCUUUCAUGUUCAUGAUAAGGGAUGACACUUUUGGAACUGUGUUGUUCACUGGUGCAGUGCUCAAUCCACUCUUGGCUGCAGAGGGACUCACAGUUGAGGGAAUAUUGGAGAACUGGUCAAAGAUAAAACCUGUUAUUCUGGAAGCAUGGGCUGAGAAUAGGGAUGCUUUAAUAGAACUUAUUGGAAGGGUGAGGGAUGAAUGGAUGGACAACGACUUAGCUACUUGGAUUGGUGCAAAUAGGUAA